UCAAAUCGUCCUACAAAUUAUACCCUGUUUAGUCUAUGCAGCAAGAUCAUUGUUCUGCUUGGAAGCCACUAUGUAUAGUUGGCUUUAACCACUUUGUAGUUGGCAACACAUUUUUACCACUUUAUCAUCAGUCCAACAAGAAAAAGUCUAGCUUAUCUCCCUGUUUCUUAUCGCAACAAUGUUUUACUUUCUAUGUUGUUUUGUUUUGGCAUUAUAUUAAAUUUCCGCGUAAUACUUGGAUUAUGUGGUCACUUUUUUUGGACAUUUUGUAUCUCAAGCUUCUCUUAAGCAUUUUGUCGAACACUUGUUUGUUUCCCAAAUUUGAACCUCAGUUCAAUUCUCAAUGGCAACUUUUAUCACACAUUUCUGCUUCAUUCUUCUCCUAUCCCUCCUGCCCACAAAGUUUGCCAGAUCCAUUUUUGGUAUUACUUCAAUCGUACAACCAUCUAACUUCAAUGGGGCACCACCACAAGGUCCUAACCCAACACCUCCACCAAAAGGUCAAACUCCACCACGACCCUCCUUGCAAUCUCCCUCACCAACCACCUCACCACCACCUGCUCCCGUGGAAGGCUCUUCGGGUGGACUGAGUGGUGGACAGAAGGCUGGAAUAUCCUUCGGAGUGAUAGCCGGAGUUACUGUGUUGGGUUUGGGUGGUAUGGUGUACUGGAAACGCCUGUCUAAUGUCAGAAGAGUGUAUACAGACAAGCAGCCAGGACAACAUUUAUCUGAUGAAGGCGUUUAUUCUAUUUCCAAGAAUUCUCCACACUUCUUGUUGAGGAUUUUCAUUUCCUUGAACAAUUUGGUUGUUUCAACAUGAAUGAUCCCAUUACACUUAUUUUGCAGCUCCUCUGUUAUGCCGUACAUUUGG
Molecule: messenger RNA, 871 nt
Organism: Tripterygium wilfordii
Lineage: Eukaryota; Viridiplantae; Streptophyta; Magnoliopsida; Celastrales; Celastraceae
Product: formin-G-like
Exons: 1
Coding region: 344-820 (158 amino acids)
Source: RefSeq, a predicted model, not a curated record